GACAUGAGUGUGUGUGCUUUAUUCCCUCUCUGUUCGUCAUUCGCUCCAUUUCUCUUAAAUUAUCAGUCUUUUUUUUGUCUUUUAGUUUCCUAAACCUCUGGCCGCCUGCAUCAGUGGAGUGAUUGCUCUGUGACCUUGGAGGUAUUUCAGUCAUGGCUGUGAAUCGUGGUCCCGGACGUCGUGGCAGCCUGAGUCCCGAGGGCAUCCUGAGAGAGGCUCAGAUCAAUCUGCUGGAGUGCAAAGUCUGCUUCGAGAAGUUCUGCAGCCAGCAGAGAGAACGCAGACCACGGAACCUUUCCUGUGGCCAUGUACUGUGUCUGGAAUGCAUCACAGCUCUGUCCCACCCUCUCCUGAGGAAGCUGGAGUGCCCGUUCUGUCGACAGCUGUGCAGUGUUGACAGCACCUCCCACUGCCAGGUUCUUUGUGACCUCCAGGAGCUGCUGUUGUCCUGGAGUCCCAGAUCCUCUGCUCCUCGUCGCAGGGUGUCAGGGGGAUUCAAGUCGCCUGCAGGACUGACAUCCUCAGCCCUGCACCUCCACGCAGCUUUUGGUGGCUGGGGGACUCUCAUCAACCCCACUGGGAUAGCUGUUUUAGGGUCCUCCGGGACAAUAGUGGUGGUCCAUGAUGGAGAGAAGAGGGUGGUGGUGUUUAGCCCACAGGGAAAACUGCUGAAUAGUUUUGGGCGAAGAGGACAAGCCAGUGGAGAGCUCUGGUACCCAGUGGAUGUGGCGGUGACUCCCUGUGGUUACGUGGUGGUGACUGAUGCAGGGGACAAAGCUGUGAAGAUUUUCACCUCCAGAGGGAACCACGUGUUGACGGUCAGGGAUUCCUUCCAGGUGCCCUGGGGUGUGGGCACAGACGGCGAUGGGCACCUCUUGGUCACAGACAUCCAGGCAGGCGCGCUGUUCCAUGUCAAAGUGGACUAUACUCUAGGUGUUGUUCUGGAGCAUCGUACGGCCAUUUCUGAGCUCCAGCAGCCAAAAGCAGUGGCCUGCUGUCCAGUGACAGGGAACACUGCGGUGAUGGAGCAUGUAACCAACCACACGCCUCCACCAGUGAGGCAACAACACACGAGGCUGAAAGUGUUCAGCAAAGACUUCCACCUGCUCCAUCAGACAGACACUUUCAGCCUGACUCUGCAGUCCACAGUGAGGCUGAACAUGUCAGGUGUGGUGUUCGACGCAGAUGGAGAUGUGCUGGUGACUGACUGUGACCAGGGGAUGGUUUGGAGUCUGGGGAAGCUGCAGAAUGGCCCGGUCCUCACUCCUCUUGUGAGGGACCACCUGAUCCGCCCAGUCGGCCUGGUGACACUGGACAACAUGCUCAUCAUUCUGGACAGUGGAGAGCACGCAGUCAAGAUUUAUUCUGACAAAUCUGACACUGGAUCCACAACAAAGCUCAUGUGUGAACAGGCCUAGAGUAUGUCAAAUGUAGCUUCACAUUUAAUUGUAUUAUUCAGUGAUGAGGCAACAGCAUUUCUAAAUAAAAGCAAAGUUUUACGUUGAAAAAAUCCUUUGUAUUAAAAAUGAAAAAUGUGAAUACUGGGUUCUAUUGCCUGUGUCAAAGUAAUGUUUGUGUCAUGUUGUUAUUGUUCCAGCUUUUAAAAAGUGCACCAUGUACAGAAUUUACAUUAAUUUCCCCAACAAUAUUAUAUUUCUAUACCUGUAUAAUCUUGCAGAUUUCUUGUGAAAUACAGUUUCACCUUUCGUCCAGUCAAACAAUCUGAAGAAAACUGAAAUCACCUGAAAAAUGCUCGUCAUUGAUGUCCACAAGGCAACAAAGGGUAGACAGAUUCCAUAAUUUUAGGAAGGGUAAAAUCUAAAUAUAGAGAAUAAAGGGAAAUAAAAAUAAAUAAAUAAAGAAGCCAACACAAAUAUAUACAUUAAAUCUAAAGAAACAGAAAAAAAUACAAAAAAAAGGGAACUCCUGAGGUGCUGCAGAGAGAGAUUGUCCUCUUUAUAGACUGUUAAUUAACCUCUAAAUCUCUCUCUCUCUCUCUCUCUCUCUCUCUCUCUCUCUCUC
Pleuronectes platessa (European plaice) is the source of this 2022-nucleotide messenger RNA. Its product is annotated as E3 ubiquitin-protein ligase NHLRC1. Gene Ontology annotation, molecular function: ubiquitin protein ligase activity; translation repressor activity; protein binding. Gene Ontology annotation, biological process: negative regulation of translation; protein polyubiquitination; proteasome-mediated ubiquitin-dependent protein catabolic process. The coding region runs from base 153 to 1418 and encodes 421 amino acids. The record is from RefSeq and is a predicted model, not a curated record. Lineage: Eukaryota; Metazoa; Chordata; Actinopteri; Pleuronectiformes; Pleuronectidae. The transcript has a single exon.